Messenger RNA from Emys orbicularis (European pond turtle), 321 nucleotides. It is a transcript of the gene NPS, whose product is annotated as neuropeptide S. Gene Ontology annotation, cellular component: extracellular region. Gene Ontology annotation, biological process: neuropeptide signaling pathway; positive regulation of synaptic transmission, GABAergic; positive regulation of synaptic transmission, glutamatergic. The record is from RefSeq and is a predicted model, not a curated record. Lineage: Eukaryota; Metazoa; Chordata; Testudines; Emydidae.
AUGUAUGUAUAUAUUAAGUUUUCCUUUAAAAAAAUUAAACUAAUUUGCGUUUUUCCUUGCAGUCUGUUCAGGUUAAACUUCAUUUUAAUUAUUUGGAUCUCAACAAUGCACCUGUGGGGGUGUUACCCAACUGUCCCUUCUACGCUGUCCAGGAAAUCUGAUUACUGUCUCAUCCUGCUGAAUAGCUGCUUAGCCAAGCUGGACAGGAGUGAAGAAUUGACUUUUCUAAAACCUAUCCUGGAGAAGUCUUUCAUUAAAAGGUCCUUUCGCAAUGGAGUUGGAUCAGGAAUUAAAAAAACUUCCUUUCAAAGAGCAAAGUAA